Molecule: messenger RNA, 3488 nt
Organism: Doryrhamphus excisus (bluestripe pipefish)
Lineage: Eukaryota; Metazoa; Chordata; Actinopteri; Syngnathiformes; Syngnathidae
Product: angiomotin-like 2a
Biological process (GO): angiogenesis; actin cytoskeleton organization; hippo signaling
Cellular component (GO): bicellular tight junction; plasma membrane; cytoplasmic vesicle
Source: RefSeq, a predicted model, not a curated record
UCACCGCCUGCUCCCGACACAAGCAUUUCACAGCAUCGCGACCGGGGGGGGACAAACAUGACACACGUUUGAUUCCUAAAAGCAGAAUAAGAAGGAAAAAGACACGCUAGGAAAGUCGUGUUUUACCCCCAAGUUGGAUUUCUAAAUACGCUACAACUUUGUGUUGCUGCGAUGAGAGCUUAAAUUGUUCCACAGCUGCUUCAGUUUGAGAGAAGACGAGAAAAUAUCUCAAGAGAAUCUUGAGAAGCUCACCAAUCCCCCAAAACUGAUCAGUAUGACGUCUACCGAGGAGCCGUCUGGUACGGUCUUGCACCGACUCAUCCAGGAGCAACUUCGCUAUGGAAACCCCACAGACACCCGCACCUUACUAGCCAUCCAGCAGCAGGCCCUGCGUGGCGGCAGCGGGAGCAACAGCGGGCCAAGCAGCGGGGGCGACAUGGGCAGGAGCCCCAGAUCGUCACUCGAGAGUCUCACCCAGGAGGAGCCUUCCUUCCUCCAGCUUUCGGCCAGGCAGGAGCCCCAGGGCCAGGAGCACCAGGGCGACUACCAUCACUCGGAAAGUGGCUACCAACUGUUCCAGCUCCACGGUGAGGAGCUCCCCACUUACGAGCAGGCUAAAGCGCACUCUCAGUAUCUGGCCUCUCACUGGGCACCCCCAAGCCCCAACAGGCAGCCCCAUGAGGGGAUGCUCUUGCAUGAAGGGGCCUUCCAUGAGGAGGUGGAUGAGAUGGAGCGGAAGUGUGCCCAUGCACGCUCACUCAGUGAGCAUCGCUUGCAAAUAUCAUUGGAGAGGAGUGACGCGGUCGUCAAGGCGGAGGCCAUCAAAAGCACCUCUCACAGCUACCCCGAGCUAGCAUACUACACCCACCAGGGGCCCCAGAGCACGCGGCAAAGCCAGGAGAAACGCAACCCACCACCCGAGUACUCGGCCCCCAUCCAGGGACAAGGAUUUAUCCCACACCAGACUCAGGAAUCAGUGCAGCCCCAGCAGCACAGGUAUAUCCAGUCUGGGCCUCCAAGUGACAUCUGCUACAACACAUUCCCUAGCCUGCCCUCUGCUGGCCUGGAGGAGCCCAAUCAAGUAGAAUUGCUGCUGAUGGAGAAUGAGAGGCUGAGGCAAGAGCUUGAAGUUCAACGAGAGAAGACCAAUCGCAUUGAGAAGUUGGAGCAGGAAAUCCAGCGUAUUUCCGAGGCCUACGAGAAACUGAUGCAGGGUAGCAGCAAAAGAGAGAAUCUGGAGCAGACCCUAAGGAGGAGGCUGGUGGCUGAGAUCCGCAGGCUGCAGGAUUUCAACAGAGACCUUAAGGAAAACUUGGAAAAUGCUCGAACGCAUGCGGCUAAGGAAGUGCAGGUGGCCGACCACAACCAGCACAUCAUGGCUAAGCUCCUGGAGCAAAACGAGGAGCAGAAUGUCGAGCGGGAGCGCAUUGAGCGGGAAGUGGAGCGCCUGAAGACUACAGCGGAGGAGCAGAGCCUUCGUGCAAAGAGGCUGGAGGAAGCCCUGGAGGCAGCUCGAGGACACGGGCGUCAUCUAGAGGAGGAGUUGAGGCGGAAGAGGGCCUACGUGGAGAAGGUAGAGAGGCUCCAGAGCGCCUUGGCUCAGCUGCAGUCCACCUGCGAGAAGCGCGAGAGUCUGGAGAUGAAGCUGAGGACGCGGCUAGAGCAGGAGCUCAGGAGUUUGAGGGCGCAACAGCGACAGUCUCAACCUCCUGGAGUUACCAUGGGCUCCUUGCAAGAGCGCCUCCGCGAGCGCGAGGAACGUAUCCUGGCACUAGAGGCCGACAUGGUACGCUGGGAGCAGAAGUACCUGGAGGAGAGCACCAUGAGGCAGUUUGCCAUGGAGGUGGCCGCCACAGCUGCCGCCCAGAGAGACACCACCAUCAUCAACCACUCACCCUGCCACUCCUCUAACAACAGCUUCAAUGAGGACCUGCCAGUUGCAGACUUCCGGAACCAGGAAAUGGAGAACAGGAUCCGUGCCCUGUAUGCCCAAAUCUUGGAAAAGGAUGCCGUGAUCAAGAUCCUCACUCAGCGGCUCCACCAGAGAAAGGAUGAGCAGAUCCCCCGCACUAACUUGUUGAGUGCAGUGGGGGCCCCUCUGCGCCUGGCCUCCUCCACACCCUCCAUCUUCACCGCAAAGAGCAGCACCAAGAGUCGAGGUAAGAGCCUUUCCGAUGAUCAGACGUUGCCGAGCCACCAGUUUUCUGCUCAGUCUGAACUCGGAACGCUGAAGCAUCAGACGGAGGAAAGCCAAGGCAAAGAGGCCUCCGGUGUAACUAAGCUCAACAACGACAAGCUAACGCCAAAGAAGUUGCUAUUGAACCCCUUCAGAGGUCUGGAAGAGUUGGAAUCGGAAGCAGUGGAGAUCUUUAUUUAACACAAAAAAAAAACUGAAUGGCUGAAAAGGAAUUCCCAAAAUGUGUGAAAGGUAAUGGAUGUGAGAGGCCAGAAUGUAGUGGGAGGAAGCCGAAACAUGGCGGAAAAAGGACAGUUUUUCCUUUCUUUUUUUGGAGAAAGAGCUGUGCUCUGACUCGCUUACAAAGCUGGAGUGCUGCAGGCCGUCAGCCCAGCUUGGAGAGAAACAAGUGGACUCUUCCCGGGUACCUGGACAGUAUUUUGGAUGUGACUGGCGAGUAACGUAUUUAUAAGACAUACUGUAUAAAUUGAUGUAAUUGCUGCUUCCCCUUUCUUUAUGACCUACUUCCCAGUGAAUUACAAAGCUGCAUAUUUAUCAUACAGUGGCUUUCACAUAAGCCCAUAUAUUAACUUAAGCCUUGUGCAGAUCCUGUUAAUAUUCAGCGCCCCUCCUCUCCAACAAAAUGUAGAUGUUAACCUGAGUAACCUCAUUUCCAGCGUGUUCGGAAUACGUCCCGUUGCUCACUAAUUUAUAACACAUGAAAACACUGUUGAAUGGCGUGCUCUCGGUGCCCUUGCAGCUGGCUCUGCCAUGGCCAAGAGGAACGUGAGCAGAUGACUUUUAUUGUACAAGUGGUUUCUAUUUGCCAAACUGACACAGACCUGAUGUUUGUACAUUUGUAGGGGGAGAGGUGUCGCAUUAUGGUUGAUUUCAUCAUCUUCUGUUGUUCCAUAGCUGACUUGUGUGUGUUUGUAUGUGUGGUUGAGAGUGUCUUCUCCUCCAAUGGCAUUUCUGCUGGUUCGGACGCCAUUGCGGAGUUUAAAACGACAAUGUUUGUUUUGUGUUUACUGUGAGCUUUGAACUAACAAACAGGUUAAUUAUUGUUAUUAAAUCUAUUUUUUAUUCAGAGAUAUGUAUUACUAUUGUAGAUAAUAUAGUGCUUUGAGCAGGAUGCCAAAGAGUUUAUUGUACGUUUUGAUCUAAGUUAUGUGCCGACAAUCACGGUCAAGUCAAGCUGUACACAACCAACCGACUUCCGCCAGUCAUUUCUGUGAACUUCAAAACAGUAUGAAGGUUUUUACAGUUGAAUUUCACAUCGACAUUUCAUUAAGCAAUAAAACAUUCAAAUUUA